Messenger RNA from Strongylocentrotus purpuratus (purple sea urchin), 1087 nucleotides. RefSeq names its product glutathione peroxidase 7-like (gene gpx7). Gene Ontology annotation, biological process: response to oxidative stress. The record is from RefSeq and is a predicted model, not a curated record. Lineage: Eukaryota; Metazoa; Echinodermata; Echinoidea; Camarodonta; Strongylocentrotidae. Gene Ontology annotation, molecular function: glutathione peroxidase activity. The transcript has 3 exons. The coding region runs from base 72 to 680 and encodes 202 amino acids.
GCUGCACCAUACCAAUGUUUGAUGACAAACUAGCUUAGUCUAACUUACACGUCUACACAGUCAAGAUCAAGAUGGGUUUUCAAGCUUUACGAUUGUUAUUUCUUGUGAAUAUCUUUAUGACCUGGCAUGUAGAUUAUUGCCAUGGAAGAAGAGAGUGGCAUGACAAUUUCUACGAUUUUACAGUGAAAAACAUCGAAGGGAAGCGGGUUCGCCUGGAAAAGUACCGUGGCACGCCAUCUCUUGUUGUGAAUGUAGCCAGUGACUGCGGCUACACCGACAGGACCUACCGCGACCUUGUGGACCUCAGCAAGGACCCACAGUUCGAAGAUCGUCUCAACAUCCUGGCGUUUCCGUGUAACCAAUUUGGCCACCAGGAACCACAAUCCAAUGAGGAGAUUAAACACUACGUCAAAGCCUUGUACGAUGUUGAAUUCCCUCUCUUUGCCAAAGUAGAAGUCAAAGGAUACGAUGCGGAUCCAGCCUGGCAAUACCUUACAUCAAAUGCUCAUCAAGAGCCAACCUGGAAUUUCUGGAAGUUCUUGGUCGAUUCAGAAGGGAAGGUUAAAGAUGCCUGGGGUCCAGACGUUCCUAUCCACAGCAUCUACGGGGAGCUGCUCACCGAAGCACUCAUGGCCGACCCCUACCACUACCACCACGCCCACUUUGAUGAUGAGUUCUGAGCAGGAGGCGGAGUCUAUGAAAGAAUAAGAGGAUGAACGAGAGGAUAAGAGGAUGAUGAAGAUCUACGGCUUCUUCUUUCGCUCGUUCGUCUGCACUUGUUCCUCUGGUUCGAUAUAAAUGUGCAAAUGUUGGUAUUGUGUACAUGGGGAACACUGGUGGUACGUUGUCUGCAUUCGUUUUUUGGUUGAUUAGGACAGUGAAAGGAUGAAAUGAAAAAGAAAUAUACAUUUUUGUAAGAGAAAUACUGAAAUGGAGAAAGAAAGUUGUCCUGUAUUCACAGGCACGAGUCAACACAUGUUGAGCAAUCAUUUAAGGCACCCGAAAGUCACAAUUUUCCAAGCCUACCAUGCUUUUGUUUCAUCGAGAAUGAUUACUUCUUCAUGAUUCAUGUAAGUCAGGAUAAGUA